CACAAGCCACAACAACUUCCCGAUACAGAGGACACACAUCCACUCAUUCAUCUUGGUUAAAGUAUCGCCAUUUCAAGAGGAACACCGUACUGCAAUGGCAACUCGUUAUGGGCAUCAUGCAACGUCUACGUCACCAGGCCUGCACGUACCAGAUCAUCCAGAAACAGCCCUGUGUCCUGUCCGUGAGAACGUGGCGACAGCCCAGAGGGACCUAGUAGAACCUGUACGAGAGGAGGGAGAGCACGACCUCACAACCGCCUCUGCGUCUCAGGAUACAUCGGCAGCAUCUCCCGGAGUCGGGCGGCUUCCUGGAGCUCAUCACGGAACCGAAACCAUGCUAAUGCCAUAUCAGGAUGACUCAUGUGACCUUUCACCACGUGGACUCAAAGAAGGAAUUGAACAAUGCAAGUCGAAAUUCCCUCGCCAUGAUAAGACAGAACUGCAUAAAAGGUUUGCCUUAACCGAUGGAGCAGCCGCUAUGUUUCUACGCUCUGAGAAGGGGCGUAUGUAUGUUUCUACUGUAGCACAGCGGAAUGACUGCCUGAUUUACCAACCCGCUACUGUGGCAUUAGAAUCUGCUGAACCAGGGCAACCAGCAAUAUCUAAUUGGCACGGGAGGAGGAGAAACUCUGACUUGGGGAUACGACAUCCAGAGAGUGACCAGGACUUCCGGUCUCGACUCAACUCUCUUGCAGUCAAGAAGGUAUAUCCAAGGAAAGUCGAGCUUGUCACAGGUUCAAUCGCCGAGCUUAAGGUAAAACAGGCCGACGUGAUUGUGAGUGCCGGAGCCCUGUCUGCAAGUAUUCUACAAGAAGCUGGAAAUAAGCUUGAGAAGAAAGUUAAGAAGCUCUACCCUCAUGGUAUCCAGGUAGGGGAUCUUGCCAUCACUAAAGGGUACAAGCUACAGUGUGCAGAGAUCUACCAUACUACCCUGCCAACAGGGAAUACAAACCACAGAAUAAACGAACAGAAUAUAAAGUCCAUUGUCACGCGUUGUUUGGAGGAGGCAUCAAAGAAAAAACACGCCAGUCUCCUUUUCCCUGCUCUUGGUACAGGCCGACUUAAUUAUGACAAGAACGCCACAGCUAAAACAAUAUACGAGACCGUGAAUGAGUUUUGGGAAAACAACCCUGAUACAAUGUUGAAAGUCGUCAAAGUUGUUGUAAUCUCUGGACAACGCGAUGGUGUAGAUGAGGCUUUUCAAGAAGAACAUGAGAAGCUCUACGGAAAGAUUCACAUAAGAGGAUCACGCAGGCUCAGUGUCCAAGACGAAAAAGCAGCCGAUGCGCAUGUGGCAAGAGGCGUAUUGUUCGGGAACGUUCGUUUCCAGUUGGUUGAAGGUGACAUCAUGCAGCAACGUGUGGACCUCAUUGUCAACGGCAGUAACAGCAGACUGGAACUCUCGUUUGGGAUGUUGUCAAAGAAGCUGCGAAAGAGGUUUGGAAAAGAACUGGAGAAACAGUGUAAAGAAGAAGUGGGUAACAUCACCAAAACGGGUCUUGCUGUCACCAGUGUGUCCGACGCAUGUUUCAAGGCAGUACUGCACUAUGACAUUCACUUCUUCCAUGGCAUUGACAAGGUGCUACCAGCGUUAAUGGUGAAAGCAGAUGAGCUGAAGUACACAUCUUUGGCGCUGCCAGCUCUUGAUCAAGGCCGCAAAGGUGGCAUAUCAAAACAGAAGCUAGCGGAAUACGUCCAUAGCUCGCUGACGAAACACUCCGGCCUGCGGUGCCUACGUGAAGUUCGGAUGGUCAUCUUUGAGGACACUGACCUCUUCGACAGUCUGGUCAGCCUCCUCAACACCAACAUCAACGAGCGUGGUGAGGGCAGUCAACAACGGACACAGGGACACAGAAGUGCGAGUGCAACAAUGGACGACGAUGUAAAACAUUUGCAACGGCGAGGCUCCAAGGUGUAUGAAACCGAGGGAUAUGAGGUUUCAAUCCACUCCGACAGUUCACAGCGCAUUGACCAAGCCAUUGCAGAUCUGAAGUCCCUGCCUAAAAUAAAGCAAGAACCUAUUGCCGAAGAAUGUUUGGUGAACUUGACAGUUGACAAGCUGAAAUGUCUAUAUGACCAUGCAAAGAUACACAGCGUAGGCAUCUCCGUGGACACCAACGGUGGAGUUGUCAAUGUUAUGGGGUAUCCUGAUGAUGUUUACAACAUGAUGAAACACGUGUAUGAGAUAUGUGUAGACAUACGAGCUUCCCAAAUCGAGGCUAGGGCCAUACAAUGGUACUUUGUUGACGAAAAAGAGAGCGGGGAACAAGUGCUGAAGAAAUACGAGUCUGGUCUCAAUGAGGAAAUAGAGCGGGCAUUCCGGAGCAACGCCGUAGAGCCUGAAUGUAACUUGACCACUGAAGACGGCGUCAACUACGUCAUCGACUUUAACGACAUGGUGGAAUACAAGGAAGGAGACAAGGAAAAUACGUCGGUCCCUGUCGUCAGAAGGAACCUUACUGAAAUUUCAGCGAGAGACUUCCACCCACCGCUGUCCUGGGAACCCAUGAAUCCCGAUGAGAACAUAAAGGUGGUCCUUCUAAAGAAGGAUGACCAAGAGUACAGGGUUGUGGAUAACAAGUUUUCAGUAUCAAGGAUGAAAGUAGUAAAGAUCGAGCGCAUUCAGAACAAGACCCUGUACAAGCAGUACACGGCCAAGCGUGUGCAGUUCAGAGAGCCGGAGAUGCAACUCUGGCACGGAACUGAUUGUAAAGCAAUUCCCUCCAUCAACAUAAACGGCUUCAACAGGAGCUACUGCGGCAAACAUGGCGCCCAAUAUGGAAACGGUGUCUACUUUGCAAAAGACGCCAGCUAUUCCACACAAGAUAGGUUCUACCAACCUGACUCUGCCGGCUACAAAUACAUCUACUUAGCGGACGUGUUGACCGGGGAGUACACUCUGGGGAAGAAGGGAAUGAGGGUUCCUCCUCCUCUAGAUCCGGCCACUCCAGCAGUCCUCUUUGAUUCUGUUGUUGAUGAUAUAAAAAAACCUGAAAAGUUUGUCAUCUUUAAUGACACACAGGCCUAUCCAAAAUACCUGGUAACUUACAAAGUGUUGGUGGAUAUGGCGUCCAAAUAGAAUGUGGACUAUGGGAAACAACAGAGAAGUCCUGAACUAUAAUGUGUCACUGACACAACUAGUUGUUUCAGAAAAGAUGUCUAAAAUGUGAAAUGUAGACUUCGGCUCACCUUAACAUAUUGAGCUCAACAUAAGAUGCUUCUUAUGUAUAUCACAGCCAAUGGACAUUCUUCGGGUCACCCACAGACAUUUUACACAUUAACAGAAAAACGACUUUAUUUGGGUAAAUGAUUCAGAAGACUUUGUUAGGCAUGGCAUGUUAGAUGUAGCUGCUUGACUUUUUACUGGAAAUAUUAUUCCAUGUAGUGGUUACCUGAUUAGAUAUUGGAUAUUUUACUGAUGAUAUUACUGGUAGUAAUGUUGGCAUAUGAGGGUUGGCCAAAAAGGUCUGAGCCUAACAAUCAAAACCAACAAUUGUUAAAGUUUUUAGUUUUAGUUUUCAAGGUAAUCUCCCUUUGUUUCAAUACAUUUCUCAUAUUGAUAGUGAAAAUUUUCAAUGCUAGUCGGAAAGAAGUUUUCUGAAGCCACCCCGAAAAUCCAUUUACAGCAGCUUUGAGGUCAUCGUUGUCGUAAUAGAGCUUUUCACAACGGUGUUCUUUCAGUUUAGGAAACAAGUGGAACUCACUUGGUGCCAAGUUUGGCGAGUAUGGAGGGUGAGGAAGCUCUUUGAACCCACUGUCGCAUUGUUGCACGUCAAGAGGUGUGGAAGAGGCAUUGUCAUGAAGCUGUAGAACUCCACCUGUCAGCAUUCCCCACCGCUUUUCUUUGAUAGAAUCUUUCAGGUGAUGAAGCAAAGCAGCCUAGUAGGCACCGGUAAUUGUCUUUUGAUUUUCUAAGUAAUCAACAAGGAUCACACCCUUGCAUCCCAACAUACAGUGGCCAUAACAUUUUUCACUAAUCUUGAAGACUUGAAUUUUCUGGUGCCAGAGAAGGGAAAUGGUGCCAUUCCAUGGAUUGACGUUUUGACUCUAGAUCAUAGUAGUGGAACCAUGUUUCAUCACCCGUUACUAUUCUCUUUUUGAAUUUGACGAAACCCUCCUUUAAUAGCUCUAAAUUUUCUCUGGCAAUGUCAGUUCUUUUUCCCUGAAGAUCAGAAUGUAGAAACUUCUCUAAAUGUUCAUGAAUAAUAGUUUCAGUGGAUCCAUGGCUUAGAUCUGUGUCUUCCUCAAGUUCAGCAAUGGUAAUACAUAUUUCUGACAGUAUAAGUUUUUCUAUUUCCUUGAUUGAAUCUUCAUUGAUGGAAGUUGAGGGAGGUCAUCAUCAAGGCUUGUUCUUGCAGCCUUAAACUCGCAAUCCAAUCCUUAACAGUGGAACAGCUAAGGCACUCAUUCCCAUACACUUGUGACAUGCAGUCGGUACUGCUCGGUACUUGUUCUUUGCCAUUUCUGUGUCCAUUUGGACCCCUAUCACAUUCAACUGGCUGUCACUAAUAUACAAACAGCCUCAACAGACCAAAUACACUUGCAAUGAAUUACUCAAACAGUGUACUGCAUUGAAUAGUUCACUUUGUUACGCCCAUAUUUGAAAGUAGUCAGACUUUGAACUUUUUGUUCAGCCCUCGUAAUAUGUGUUAAACCCAUCUAACAAAUCUCAUAAUUAGCAUGCACAAGCCAUGACAUUCUGACACAAUGGCACAUUCAGCCAACUAUGCCCAAGUCAAACAGCCUGAAUAUGUAUGAACAUCUGCCUAUUAUCCAUAAUUAUACUACAAGUAUUAUUAAGAUAUGAUAUGAUCAUAAUACAUGUAAUCUUAAAAUUAAAAAAACAAAAACAAUGAAUAUUGUCAACUUUAAGCAUUUAUUGAUUCAACCUUUAGUUCAACAAAACAUCCAGAACCCAGGUACAGAAACUCACCUUCCAAACAUCUGUCACACAUAGUUACUACAAGCUUGUUUUUGUUUACCUGAACGGUAUUUAACAUCACUAGGAAAUUGAAUGCUUUUGAAUUGCAGGAGUGCUGGAUAGAUACAAUCAGAUGCAAAUAUUCUCCUUCAUAACGAAUAGCUUUUAAAAUGUCAACACAGUUGGAAGGCAUGUCAAAGUAUGGCAAUGCUUCUUCCGAUUUCUGGAGUAGCUCUGUAGAGGGGUCAACAAUAUACCUUGUCUGGAUACUAAGGGUGUGCGUUAUUACCAGUAUUAUUGGUAUAUUAAGGUUCAUUCUUUCUGUGACAUGUAUCACAAUAUCAUUUUUUCAUGCUCAAUAUAUAAAGUGAUUUCAAAUAGCGGUUUUUAUCAUGUGUUUAAUGUCAUAGACUUGCCAAAUGCCUUCGCGGCCCUGGAGCAUGCAUCCGAGGCCCCCAAAUCGCUUGUAUUUAUUGACUGAGUAAACUUUAUGUUGUACCAGCAUCUUGUCUUGAACAUUUAUGAACUUCAAUUCAUACCUUAAUGUAUUAGGUUGCUCCUGAAUUCAAAAUUUAGAAUUAUACAUAUAUGGUGAUACGUCUCACCAUAGGGCCUUGUGCAUCGCAAACUAUUGUGAUACACUUUAAACCUCCAAUACCCAUCCCUACUGGAUAAAGAUAUAUCUCCAGAAGGCCAUAUAAUAAAAUCCAUGUAUGUUUGACAUUGAUGUUUCAUGUUUAUAGCCAUAUUGCAUUAGUAAAGAAAAUGACAAGAGAAAAGUAAAUACACCUGGGUCCAUUAGACAUGAAAUGGAUUGAGCAUGUUGAGACCUAUUUAAAACACAAAAGAAAUUCAUUUUCAACCCAUAUUACAUAUCUUUAUCAUGUAUACAUGUAUCCUUUUGGUUAGAUACAUGAUGUUACAAACAAAAUAUAACAAAAUU
This is a messenger RNA of Haliotis rufescens (red abalone), 5864 nucleotides long. RefSeq names its product protein mono-ADP-ribosyltransferase PARP14-like. NCBI's taxonomy places the organism in Eukaryota, Metazoa, Mollusca, Gastropoda, Lepetellida, Haliotidae. Gene Ontology annotation, molecular function: transcription corepressor activity; NAD+ poly-ADP-ribosyltransferase activity. The transcript is spliced from 18 exons. Bases 95 to 3079 code for a protein of 994 amino acids. Gene Ontology annotation, cellular component: nucleus; cytoplasm. The record is from RefSeq and is a predicted model, not a curated record. Gene Ontology annotation, biological process: negative regulation of gene expression.